Molecule: messenger RNA, 525 nt
Organism: Prosopis cineraria
Lineage: Eukaryota; Viridiplantae; Streptophyta; Magnoliopsida; Fabales; Fabaceae
Exons: 1
Coding region: 1-525 (174 amino acids)
Source: RefSeq, a predicted model, not a curated record
AUGGAGGUUGCAAGAUCACAGAAAGGGAUUUAUGUGUCUCAAAGAAAAUAUAUUCUCAAUUUACUUAAUGAGAUAGGAAUGUUGGGGUGUAAACUUACAGAGACACCUAUUGUUGUGAAGAGGAAGGGGAAGAAAUUGAAGAAAGAUAUGAAAAAUGAAGAAGAUGAAGUUGAAUUUGAGGAGGAUGAUUGUGAAGAAGAAGAAGAGAAGAAUGAAUCUGUGAAGAAAAAGAGAUACCAAAAGUUAGUUGGGAAACUAAUUUAUCUCUCUCAUGCUCGACUAGACAUAGCUUUUGCAGUCAGCGUUACAAGCCAGUAUAUGUGUGACCCUAGAGAAAGCCAUAUGGAAGCUGUAUACAAAAUCCUAAGGUACUUGAAGGUGACACCAGGCAAAAGGUUGUUGUUCAAGAAGCAAAACCUACAAUCAAUAGAAAUUUACACAGAUGCAAAUUGGGGAGGAGCAUACAAGGAUAAGAGAUCAACGUCAAGCUAUUGCUCAUUUGUAUGGGGAAAUCUAGUUUCCUGA